CCUUCAUUCAAUAGUCUAUCAUAUCCUCCCCGAGGUAUGGCUGCUUUCAAAGGUGUAUCGGUGUGUGGUGUGCUAUCCGCUGAUUGAUUCUCAUGAACUUCCAUCAAACCAGACAAGACACGCGACACUCGCCAACCAGCAAAUCAUCCUUCAAUCCAGGCCGGAAGCCGUCGUGCAGGGCUUCGGUCCCCUGCUGUUUCACUGGUUCCCGUCUUGGAAUCUCGAUGGAACCGACUCUCAGUCCCCUUUCUGGAUGCUAGAAGAGGGCGCCCAGCGUCGCAUUCAUACAGCGUCUAGGUCGCAAACAUGGCCUGCCGAUGAUGACUGGUGAAGUCAUCGCCGCCAACCGCACCCAAGUGGGCACCCAAUCGCCGCCAGCGCGCCAACGCGGUUGGUUCCUGGAUUGGAUCCAGCACCGACUGGCCUGCCAAGCCCUUCCAAGUUUUGGCUCGCCUGCUUUCUCACACGCUCUUCUCCCCGUUGAACUUGCGCCGGUGCUAGCCAUGAUCCGCCCCCCUCUUCGCUUGUCAAAGACGGCUCUUACCACCAUCGGGAGGCGAGGGGUCUCUGAUGGAAACGGUAUGAUAGUGUGGCGUUUUCGUUGAUGGCUUCCUGUUGGUCCACGACCAUCAGCACACAGACUGGAGCUACUGGGCAGCUCCACGCCUCAUCACGGCCACACACAACCCUCUCUCUCUUGUCUCCAUACUUUGGGCCUGACAGCUGUUUGCUAAUUAGUGCGGCGACCAUCGUUCACAAUGUUCCAUCGACCGGUUGAAUGUGCGGUACUACUUUGGGCGCUACCUACUUGUGGCAGAGGAUGAAAGCUCACCCCCGCGUUUUCGAUUUCUUGGAUUCAGGGCCAGGCCAAAAGUCGCCUCAGCCAGGGAUCCAACUUCUAGACCGAGAUGGGGUACCACUAAGUCUAGUUUUUUCCCCUGGAUUUUGAUUCUGAUGCUAAUUCUUAUUCUUGUUCUUGUUCUUGUCAAAACUUAUUCCUCAAUCCUUCUAUCAACCCUCUCACGGGCUCGUUGUCACGUCACGUCACGAGCCAAGAGCUCCAUAUUCUCAACCUCAAAUCGUAGCCUUCACCCUUCAAAUCUGUCGUUUCAGUCAUCCAUUGCCCCAAUAAUAAUAAUCCUCUAUCUCUCCAAUACCUCAAUCCCUCUGCCUGCGCAAGGACUGACCUCACAAGCCCUGCCAUCCCGCUCCUGUCCUUGCGGGCGAUGUGACAACCCCUACCACCCAACUGCAGGUGGCGACAUCAUAGUGUGCCUCGAACCAUCCAACCGCCGUCCACGCAUCAGAGCCUCCCCGUCACUAUCUGGCAUCCCUGACGGAACGGCCUUUGCCAGUUGCCACGCCUCUUUUCUCUCACGAUGUCUUUCGUAAAUCUCUCCCGUCCCCCUCUCGACCAUCGGGCCCAUAGCGAUACCAACGUCCGGCCUAGAUUCAAUUCCCACAAUACUUCCGACCGUCUAAGAGAAGGUUCAGGGCUUCGACCCAAGGCGUAUCCAAUGGUCAGCAACAUCAAAAAGGGCAGGAAAUCGGUCUUCAAAGAGGUGGGACUGGACGACGACUUUAGCGACGACUGCGGCUCGCCCGUUGUGGAGACUUUCCAACAGUCUUGUGGCCGACAGGAAUCGAUGUCUAGCGAGAAGGUGUUCGGAGAUGUACCUGGGCUGGAGGAAGCGAAACGCGACGGUACAUCGAACGAUGAGGAAGACGACGCAGAGGACGACGGAGAUGGGGACAGCAGGCGUUCUGCGACGGAACAGCGCGAAGCAGCGAACGACUCUAGACAACAGAGCUCAAGUCAGGCUGUAAAGGUGUCUUGGUACAACAAGCUUUCUCAGGGUUAUCGACGGCCGAGGAUCAAGACGGUCUCUAGCGCACCACCACCUACAAUCUCAAGUCUGCAGCGCAUUGGCAUGAUUGCACUACUCAUCGCGGUCAUCAUCCCGGCAUUCAGCUAUAACAAUGGCCGCCAGAAGAUUGAGAGUGGUGCAAUCGCGGGUGUCGUGCGUCCACGAGCAACGACAUCAACGGAUGUCUGUCUUAGAUGGGCACAGCAGGCGGCUUUACUCAACGGCACUCUUUAUAUGUAUGGAGGUCAAUCCAAGACGGAGUCUUCGCAAACCGUCAACACCUGGAAUAACGACUUUCUCACUCUUGACCUAACGAAAUCAUGGGACACGAAAUCGCCCUCUCUCAAGGGCAUGGCAAUACCUAGUGGGCCUCCAGCAGUCGCCAACGGCUACUUGUGGCACGACUACGACUAUCUCUACCUCUACGGCGGCCAAUUUGCUGAUAACGACGGCGCUGAAGGCACGUACGCCACCGUUGCUCCCAUGUCGAUCUGGCGAUACUCUGUCAAGGACAGCUCCUGGCUCGAGUUCAAGGACCCGCGCACGUCAGCUGGCAACUAUUCGACUGCCGCCAAUACUCCCGUUCAACGUUCCGCCGAAGGCGCGGGCUUGUCGGUACCUGAGCUCGGUUUGAGUUGGUAUUUUGGCGGCCACCUCGACUGGCUGACCACCGAGGGUUGGUCGACCCAGACUCCGAGGGUGUAUCUCAAGAGCCUGCUAGAGUUUACACACCCCGGAUACCUGAACACUGGUGUAGACGCCCUUCGUGCUGCUGGCGCUGCCGAUGGCGGAGUGUUUCGUAACGUGACUGAGGGCGGGCUACAGGAAACGGAUGCGUUCCCGGAACGAGCUGACGGUGUCUUGGUUUUUGUGCCCGGGUGGGGCGCGAGGGGAGUCUUGAUCGGCAUGGCGGGAGGAUCUGACAAGACAUUUGUCGACGACCUGGGCACACUCGAUGUCUACGAUAUCGCUACGUCUGAGUGGUAUCAUCAGAGGACGACAGGUGACCGGCCCUCCGUCCGCGUCAACCCAUGCGCCGCCAUUGCGAGCGCACCAGAUGCCUCGAGCUUCCAGAUCUACUUCUUCGGCGGACAAAACUUGCAGCCUUUUGGCAACCAGACACAGUACAACGACAUGUAUAUCCUCUCCAUCCCCGCCUUCGCCUGGAUCAAAGUCGACGCAACCGACGGCGUCCCCGCCCCUCGCGCCGGCCACACUUGCACCAUGCGCGACGGCCAAAUCAUCGUCGCCGGCGGUUAUCUCGGCCCCGACGCCGGGUGUGAAUCUCCCGGUGUCUUUGUCUUCGACGCGAGCAACCUCAAAUGGAACACGGGCUUCAAAGCCGGAGCCCACGCAGCAGACUUCAGCUCCGAGAACUCCGUUCUGGCUGGGUCCUACGGCUACAAAGUCCCCGACAAAGUCCAGAGCGUCAUCGGUGGCAGCUCCGAAGGCGGGGCUACCGCAACCACACCUGCUGCCGGUCCAGCUACGGGUGGUCCGUUCAAGACGGGCACGCCGCCCGUUUUCACUGUGACGCAGGGUGGCGCGACAGCUACAGUCACGGGCGUGGGACCCACGAGCACAUCCGCGGGACAGGCGCCGACAACCAAGGACCACGGAGGCGGGACGAACCCUGGCCUCAUCGCUGCAGGCGUUAUCGCCGGUAUCCUAGGCGCGCUGGCCUUGUAUCUCGGCUUCUGCGCGUGGCUCUACCGACGCCAGGUCGCGGCGUACAAGCAGCAUCUAUCUCAGGUGAACCGGUACUCCGGCGCAAGCUCCAUGCACUUCGGUGCGGCAGGCUUCUUUGGUGCUGGAAAUCGCGACGAGGAGAGGAGAGAGCGUGGACACCGUCGAGACGCGAGCAUGGUCAGCGACGAGUCCUUCUCAUGGGUUGGCACGGGCCUCGAACCAAAGUGGAUGACGGAUGAUCCUACGCCGGGAUCUGGAUCUGGCGGCACGGCGAGCGGUAGCGGUGCUGGCAGCGGGUUCAAGAGGAAGAGUGAGGACGCGAGGACGUUCAAGAGCGGGCCGAGUGGGAACGAUCCGCGCACGAGCUCCAGUCGACGCGACAAUACGGACAAUGAGAGUGUUUCCAGCACCGAGCAGUUGCUUGAUGGGCAGGAGCCAAGUUUCUUCUCGGUUGUCAUGGGGCCUAGGCGUGCUUUGCGGGUCGUCAACAGUACCGACUGAGGUAAUGAAUAAUACACGAAUGGUUCACGAAAACAUCUGGAGCGGGGAGCUAGGAUAGGAAAAACACGAGAUACACGAGGAUGUACGAGGAUACACGACCUUUUUCUGUAUAUAUAUACACACACACGAUCAAG
Colletotrichum scovillei is the source of this 4192-nucleotide messenger RNA. Its product is annotated as kelch domain-containing protein. The record is from RefSeq and is a predicted model, not a curated record. Gene Ontology annotation, molecular function: protein binding. The coding region runs from base 1380 to 4058 and encodes 892 amino acids. The transcript is spliced from 4 exons. NCBI's taxonomy places the organism in Eukaryota, Fungi, Ascomycota, Sordariomycetes, Glomerellales, Glomerellaceae.